AUGAGUGAUUAUGAAUCAGACAUGAGAAAAGCAAUGGCUGAAUCCUUAAGCCACCACCUUCAAGAACAAGAAAAGGAGCGUGACGACUUGAAAGAAGCCAUUGCUGCCUCACUUGGGAAAACAGUAGAGCAGUUGACAGCUCGAGAUCUAUUAUUAGCGACAGAUCCUGUUCGAAAAAGACAACGAUCUGAAGAUCAGUCGUCUAUUGUUACAACCAAACGUGUAGAUACAUCCAAUUCAAAGUAUUGGGAAGGCACUGUAAAGCUAACUUAUGUCAGAGGAUUUACUGGGCCAAACUAUAUAAAGCUGAGUGAUAUUGUUCAAAAAGAUGAUUUGAAGAAAGCAGUCAUCACAUCGUUUGUUUACAGCAUGGACUAUAUAGACGAACACUUUCCUUUGGAUGCAAACGUUGUCAUUGUGGGGCACGGUAGACCAGCCAUGUCUGUUCAACUAGGCCCGACUAGAGUGCUUAUUCAACCACCAUUAAAAGAUGAGAGAUAUGGUUGUUUCCAUAACAAGUUGAUGCUAUUGUUUAGAUCAUCAUCUUUACGUGUUGUAAUUGGAUCUGCCAAUUUGGUCCCAUGCGAUUAUGAGGAUUUGGACAACGUUGUCUUUAUCCAGGACUUUCCACAAUUUAUUGAACCUUUAAAAUCUGCAUUAGAGCUGCCUGUAUUUGCCAAGGAACUAUAUGAUUUACUGGACAAGAUGCGAGUGCCUUCUUCAGUUAAAGAAGAGCUAUUAAAGUAUAACUUUGAAAAGGCAAAGGCUCAUAUUGUGGCAUCUGUAUCAGGCAUAUUUGAAGGGGAAGAAGAAUAUAAAAAGUAUGGACACACACGUUUAGCAGAAAUAAUACAAAACAUUACUGGACCAUUGGAAGCAGAUAAUCAUCCAAAAGUGGAGAUGCAGACAUCUUCUCUUGGUUCCCUUACUGUCAGCUAUCUACAGGAGAUUUAUCAAUCCUUUUGCGGCGUUUUGCCCUAUGCUGACGGAAAAGCAGUACGUUCUAGUUUCAAAAAGAAUGAAAUUCCUCCUGUAGAUAUUGUGUUUCCUUCUCGUUGUACUGUACAAGAUAGUAGAUAUGGACCUCCUGGCGCUGAUUCGAUAUGCUUCAAUACAGCCACUUGGCGGAAGCUUACAUUUCCUCGUCAAGCUAUGUGUGACGCUAUCAGCCAUAGACAAGGUACCCUCAUGCACUCAAAAUACAUCAUAAGCACAUUACCAAAAGGAGUGGGUAAAGUUAAAGGAUGGGUCUAUUGUGGGAGCCAUAACGCAACAACAUCAGCAUGGGGAAAGUUCACUAUGUCAAAGACCUCAAAGUUGCCCAAGUUAAACAUUAGUAACUGGGAAUUGGGUGUGGUGCUACCUUUGUAUGAGGAUUCAGACAUACCUGCUCCAUAUCUACGACCACCACCUAGAUAUCAACCUGAUCAAGAUGCAUGGACACAAAAUAUGGGAUAA
Molecule: messenger RNA, 1458 nt
Organism: Rhizopus microsporus ATCC 52813
Lineage: Eukaryota; Fungi; Mucoromycota; Mucoromycetes; Mucorales; Rhizopodaceae
Product: phospholipase D/nuclease
Exons: 10
Coding region: 1-1458 (485 amino acids)
Biological process (GO): DNA repair
Cellular component (GO): nucleus
Molecular function (GO): phosphoric diester hydrolase activity
Source: RefSeq, a predicted model, not a curated record